UUUGGCCGUCCCACGUCUGGGUCAAGAUGCCAGUGAUGAAGGGCCUCCUGGCCCCUCAGAACACCUUUCUGGACACCAUCGCCACCCGCUUCGAUGGCACCCACAGUAAUUUCCUGUUGGGUAACGCCCAGGGUCACCGCGGCUACCCCAUCGUUUACUGCUCGGACGGCUUCUGUGAACUGACGGGCUUCACCAGAACUGAGGUGAUGCAGAAGAACUGCAGCUGCCGCUUCCUGUACGGCAUGGACACCUGCGAGCACGUGGCCCAGCAGAUGGAGAAGGCUCUGGAGGGCCGAGAGGAGUACCAGGCCGAGGUCCACUUCUACAAGAAAAAUGGUGUGGCCUUCUGGUGUCUGCUUGACAUCGUGCCCAUAAAGAACGAAAAGGGCGAAAUGGUUCUCUUCCUCUUCUCAUUCAAGGACAUCACCGACACCUAUGGAAGGGCCCACCACAACAGCAAGAAGGAAGUUUCAGAGGACAAGAGGAGGAGGAAGAGCAGCUCUCACUUCAGGGAGGCCAGGAAGCGUGGACGCACCGUGCUGUACCAUCUGACCAGCCAGUUCUGCAGGGGAAGAAAAAGGGAUGUCAACCUUGGGGAUAGCAUGAUUGAAAAGCCUUCAAUACCGGAGUAUAAAGUAGCGGCCGUGAAGAAGUCACGCUUCAUUCUGCUCCACUACAGCGUGUCCAAGGCGCUGUGGGACUGGCUCAUUCUGCUGGCCACCUUCUAUGUGGCUGUCACCGUGCCCUACAACGUCAGCUUCACACCGUACGAUGACACCGUCACAGACGGGCGCUCCACCAUCCCCAGUGACAUUGUAGUGGAAAUGCUCUUUAUGAUAGACAUUAUCCUGAACUUCCGCACCACCUAUGUGAGCCAGUCAGGGCAGGUGGUGGUUGAGGCGCGCUCCAUUUGGAUCCAUUACGCCACCAGCUGGUUCUUUGUGGACCUGUUGGCUGCCCUGCCCUUUGACCUGCUGUAUGCCUUUAACAUCACCGUGACCUCCCUUGUCCACCUGCUUAAAACAGUUCGCCUGCUACGCCUGCUCCGUCUGCUUCAGAAGCUCGACCGCUACUCCCAGUACAGCGCCAUGGUGCUGACCCUACUCAUGUCUGUGUUUGCCCUGCUGGCACACUGGAUGGCCUGCAUCUGGUACAUGAUUGGACGCUGGGAAAUAGCGACCAAUGAUACCAGGGAAAUAGGGUGGCUUCAUGAGCUGGGCAAACGGCUGGAGACGCCUUACAUCAACAGCACGGUGGGCGGCCCGACAGUGCGCAGCUCCUACAUCGCCGCCCUUUAUUUCACCCUCAGCAGUCUGACCAGUGUGGGCUUCGGCAAUGUCUGUGCCAACACCGAUGCUGAGAAGAUCUUCUCCAUCUGCACCAUGCUCAUCGGCGCACUGAUGCAUGCCCUGGUUUUCGGUAACGUGACGGCCAUCAUCCAGCGCAUGUACUCCCGGCGCUCUCUCUACCACACACGCAUGAACGACCUGAAGGACUUCAUCCGUGUCCACCGUUUGCCCCAGCAGAUCAAGCAGCGCAUGUUGGAGUACUUCCAGACCACGUGGUCGGUCAACAAUGGUAUAGAUGUCAACAUGCUCCUGCAUGACUUCCCUGAUGAGCUGCGGGCCGACAUCGCCAUGCAUCUGAAUAAGGACAUCCUCCAGCUGCCGGUCUUUCUGGGGGCCAGUCGUGGCUGCCUGCGCUCGCUCUCCCUCCAUAUAAAAACCUCCUUCUGCGUCCCUGGCGAGUACCUCAUCCGUCACGGUGACGCGCUGCAUGCCAACUACUUUGUCUGCUCCGGGUCCCUGGAGGUGCUGAAAGACCACAUGGUGCUGGCGUUAAUAGUAAAAGGGAACCUCUUUGGUUCUGACCUGCCUGGACCAGACCAGGUGAUCAAGACCAACGCCGAUGUGAAGGCGCUGACCUACUGCGACCUGCAGUAUAUCAACGUGCGUGGUCUGAGAGAGGUGCUGGAACUGUAUCCGGAGUACGCCAGUGUGUUCGCAUCCAACAUCCACAACAACCUCACUUAUAACCUUCGUGAGGGCAGCCAGGAUGAGGGUCUCAGCAGGUUUUCACGGUCUCCCAGACUUCACCACCAGGAAUCCAGGCUCCCCUCUAUCGUGGAGACAAAGGGGGAUGACCCUGACGAUUUCCCCCUCUCUCCGGCUACCCGCUCCCGCCGAAACCUCCUGCUGCCGAGCUUCAGCAGCCCUGUUCGCCGCACCUCUCUGGGGAACCUCCUGGGGGACGAGUUGCGUCAGUUUAACACUCUGCGACGCUGCCGUUCCCCCAACUUGAGUCGUGCCGUCCACGGACAGAGCUCGUCCCCACAGCUGCCGUCCAAAAAAGAGCACAACUCCUCCCCUAAAUCCUCAACAGCCUCAACUUCAGCUCAGGUAGCGACGGGGGCCGAGCAAAAGCCUUCAAAGCUGCUCAUCCCAACCGUUACCUGCUUUGGACCCCCUGAACUCAGUCCCAGGCUCGUAGACGGUAUCGAAGACAACGGACACGCAUUCCACUUCAACGUGGAGCACAGCGGGCCCGGAGCCAGCACGGGAGGCAGCACCCAAGACUUAACACAGGCUAAUGCCGCUCUGCUGCUGGAGACAGAGGAUGUCCGACACAGCAUCAGUCAACUCAACCAAAAGAUGGGCUCACUAAACCAGGAAGUAUCUGAGAUCACCAGGAGCCUGCAACACAUGAUGCACCUUCUCCAGUCUCAUCUAUCUGUACAUCACUACAAAGCCUCAUAUCCGUAUGGCGUCCAAAUGGUGUCUGGCCACCUCGUCGCCCCCGACCCCGGCACGCCCUUCAACUUACCUCCAACCUACCACCUCCAUAACGACCCUGGGAUCCACCAAGGUGUCCCGCAUGCUUCCAACUUGAGCUACGGUGGAGCUGCUGAGACGCUAACAGUGAGCAACCAAUCCUCGAGUCCGCCUGCAAACUAUUGUCUCUCUGCAAACUCUGCCCCCAUUGGUCCUGAGAGCGUGACUACACAUCCACGGACCAGCCCUCCUCUUCUCAGAGUCAGCCCGUGCUUCCAGGGUGGAUGCCCAGACCUGGCGCCUCAACCUGGGCACAAACACUCCGACAACAGACCUCUCAGUUCGAGCCCCACCACCAUCAGCCAGUCCCAGCCCACUCUGUGCCUCCACCCUCCCAGUGAGAGAGAUGAGUACACUUGCCGUUUGUCCGGCGCCCGUCCAGCUACGUCCACACACAGCCUGCUGGACUCCCCGCCCAGCUCUUACCCCCACCUCUGUCUGCCCCCUGAUUUCAGCUCUUCACAAGCCUCACGGGAGGACAUUUGUGUUCUGAUCUCCGCCCCAACAUCCCACAAUCUGAUACAGGACAACUCUAUCUUACACAUGGAGGACUUAAACCCCUCUGCCUCUGCACCCACGUUGCCACCCGACCCUCUUGGAUCCUCCCUGGAUUAAGGAUCGGAGGCUUUAGAACCAAGGGAACCCGGUCCUUCUCUGGGCGACCCGUCUUCCAUGGAGCACACCAGUCUGGAGUGCCUGCUGGGGAACGGGGGCUCCAUGGAGAGCAGGGACAGCGAGAGCACGUCGUCGCGAAGGGCCAGCAUUGGCGUCCAGACUCAGAACAAAGAGCAGUCGUGGUCUCCAGACCUCACAGAUUAAACUGUUUCAGGUGCAUACUCACUGACUGAAUAUAAUGCAACUUCUUACAGUGUUUGUCAAUGUGUGCUGAAUAUACCCACUCUUAAUUCCUGGGCUUUCAUAUUAAAAAAAAAAAUCCAAUCUACACCAUUUCUAUGCAAAAGCAUGUUAUUUGUGCAUUAUCUUGAAUUUACUGUGUGUCUUUAAAAAUAAAUGUUCCAGUAUAUACUGUUUAUUUUUUCCAACAUCCUCAGAGCAAUUUGCUGUUGAUAAUACC
Molecule: messenger RNA, 3906 nt
Organism: Notothenia coriiceps (black rockcod)
Lineage: Eukaryota; Metazoa; Chordata; Actinopteri; Perciformes; Nototheniidae
Gene: kcnh4b
Product: potassium voltage-gated channel, subfamily H (eag-related), member 4b
Exons: 17
Biological process (GO): potassium ion transmembrane transport; regulation of membrane potential
Cellular component (GO): plasma membrane
Molecular function (GO): voltage-gated potassium channel activity
Source: RefSeq, a predicted model, not a curated record